AUGGCUUGCUGUGUAUUACAAAUCACUGGUCUAAUAUUUGGAGGCGUCGGCAUGGUCGGGACUUUGGCAACCACAAUUAUGCCACAGUGGAGAGUUUCUGCCCACAUUGAUAGCAACAUCGUGGUGUUUGAGACCAUCUGGGAAGGACUGUGGAUGGACUGUGUCAGUCAUCUGGGCAUCAGGCUGCAGUGCAAAUUCUACGAUUCUGUCCUGGCUCUCCCGCAACCCUUGGAGGCAUUCAGAGCACUCAUGUGCAUUGCAGUGAUCUUGUCAAUCAUUUCCUUUUUGAUGGCUAUUGUUGGCGUGAAGUACACUCACAGGACCAAGGAGGAUUCCCGGGGCAUCAGUGUCUUCAUACUGGCAGCUGGAGUUGCCUUUCUCCUGACGGGCAUCCUCGUUCUGAUCCCUGUGUCCUGGACUGCAGGUAGCAUCAUUCACGACUUCUAUGAUCCGAAAGUCCCUACGCCACUGAAACGAGAACUAGGAGCUGCUCUCUAUGUGGGCUGGGUGAGCGCUGCACUUCUCAUCGCUGCGGGAGCAAUGUACUGUAGCUUCUGGUGCUGGGCUGAUGCAUCUGCAAAAUCCAGGUAUCCGUCGCUUUCCCGUCACAGAUUGCACAAACCUGACUCUGCAGGAGGGCCAUCCCCAAGCGUGCAUGCCUACGUGUAG
This is a messenger RNA of Chroicocephalus ridibundus (black-headed gull), 669 nucleotides long. Its product is annotated as claudin-8-like. Lineage: Eukaryota; Metazoa; Chordata; Aves; Charadriiformes; Laridae. The transcript has a single exon. Gene Ontology annotation, cellular component: bicellular tight junction; plasma membrane. Gene Ontology annotation, molecular function: structural molecule activity. The coding region runs from base 1 to 669 and encodes 222 amino acids. The record is from RefSeq and is a predicted model, not a curated record. Gene Ontology annotation, biological process: bicellular tight junction assembly; cell adhesion.